Messenger RNA from Struthio camelus australis, 1536 nucleotides. The record is from RefSeq and is a predicted model, not a curated record. NCBI's taxonomy places the organism in Eukaryota, Metazoa, Chordata, Aves, Struthioniformes, Struthionidae.
GGAUUUUUUUUUUUUCCAUCUGUGAAGUAAAGAAAGAAGAGAGAUGAUACUGAAAGCAGUUGUGCUGUUGGGCUAUGCUCUGGGCAUCAGUGCGUUACCCCUGGAAGAACUCGAAGAUGGAGGCAAGCACUGGGUCGUGAUAGUUGCAGGUUCAAAUGGCUGGUACAACUACCGACACCAGGCAGACGUGUGCCACGCGUACCAGAUUGUACACAGAAAUGGAAUUCCAGAUGAACAGAUCAUUGUCAUGAUGUAUGAUGACAUUGCAGAUAAUGACGAAAAUCCAACGAAAGGCAUUGUCAUCAAUAGACCUAAUGGCACAGAUGUGUAUGCAGGAGUACCCAAAGACUAUACAAAGGAGGAUGUUACUCCAAAGAAUUUCCUUGCUGUUCUCAGAGGGGAUGCAGAAGCAAUGAAAGGAGUAGGAUCAGGAAAAGUGUUGAAAAGUGGUCCCAAGGAUCACGUGUUUGUUUAUUUCACUGACCAUGGAGCUCCAGGACUUCUGGCUUUUCCUGAUGACGACCUUCAUGUGAAGGACUUGAAUAAGACCAUUUGGUACAUGUACCAUCACAAAAAAUAUCAAAAGAUGGUGUUUUAUAUUGAAGCAUGCGAGUCUGGAUCUAUGAUGAAUCAUUUGGCUGAUAACAUUAAUGUUUAUGCAACAACUGCUGCCAAUCCCAGAGAAUCAUCUUAUGCAUGUUACUACGAUGAUGAAAGGCAGACUUAUCUUGGUGACUGGUACAGCGUGAACUGGAUGGAAGACUCAGAUAUGGAAGAUCUAAGAAAAGAAACACUCCACAAGCAGUUUCAGCUGGUGAGGAGACGCACCAACACCAGCCAUGUGAUGCAGUAUGGAAACAGAAGCAUCUCCUCUAUGAAAGUGAUGCAGUUUCAGGGCAUGGGGAAGAAAGCUGUCCCCAUUUCUCUGCCACCUGUAGCACACUAUGACCUGACUCCUAGCCCUGAUGUGCCUCUUGCAAUCAUGAAACGAAAGCUGAUGGCUACCAACGAUAUUUAUGAGGCUAAGAAGAUUGCAACAGAGAUGAAAAUGCACUUGGAGGCUAAAGAAUUUAUCCAGGAAUCUAUGCGGAAGAUUAUCACCUUAGUAACAGGAUCGAAAGAACAGACCAACCAAAUUCUGUCAGACAGAUUGACCAUCAGCAAUUAUGACUGCUACCAGGCAGCAGUGAACCACUUCAGAACUCAUUGCUUCAACUGGCACUUUCCUGUGUAUGAAUAUGCAUUGAGACAGCUCUAUGCGUUGGUCAAUGUUUGUGAAGGAGGAUAUGCCAUUGACAGAAUACGCCUGGCCAUGGAUAAAGUGUGCCUUGGAUUAAUGUAAACCUCAAAUUAAUGGAAACAACAGUCCAUAGAAUAGCCCUUACUACAAGCGAUAACUUUUCAUAACCGUAAUAACCCAGACUUUACGUGCAUGCAACAUGAAGAGGGUCAACCACUGUAUCAGUCUUAAGUACUGUGUUGGGCAGCUGACCAUGAGCAAAAGAGCACUUGCCAGUGCUUUCCCCUGUAUCCCUG